AUGAAAGAUCAAUUCUACGAUGCCCUUGAGCGUGAGUUGAUGACGACCGAUAACCCGCUGGUUGGUGGUGAUUUCAACGGACACAUUGGCGAGGACAACGCAAGUUACGAAAGUGUACAUGGUGGUUUUGGUUAUGGAAGCCAGAACAGUGACGGCGUCCGACUACUGAACUGUGCCAUGUCUCCACGACUGUUUAUUGCCACCACUGCGUUCAAGAAACCACACACUCAGUUGGUGACAUUUAUGUCGGGCCGUAUUGCAACCCAGAUAGAUUAUAUUCUUUACAGAAAAGACUCAAUCUCUUUAAAGAAUGCAAAGACUAUUCCAGUUGGCACUCAGCAUAAACUUGUUGUAGCUGAAUUUACCAAGAAGAAAGUCCACAAACAAAGAAAAGUCAAGCGACAACCAAGGAUAAAGACUUGGAAACUACGUGAUCCAGAGACAAAGAAACUUUUCACUACUGAGUUUGCUGCGACACCUGAGGCUACUACAUGGGAGGGGCUGAAGAACAACUUGUUUGAGGUAGCACAAAAUGUCUGCGGUGUUUCUCGAGGACAUGCAGCCUCACGUGAAACUUGGUGGUGGAACCAAGAAGUAGAAGAAGCUGUGAAAAUGAAGAAACAACUGGCGCAGAAACAGAAACGAUAUAAAUCGGACAGCGUAUGCGAAUGCUAA
This is a messenger RNA of Symsagittifera roscoffensis, 675 nucleotides long. RefSeq lists its product as uncharacterized. Gene Ontology annotation, cellular component: nucleus. Lineage: Eukaryota; Metazoa; Xenacoelomorpha; Acoela; Convolutidae. Bases 1 to 675 code for a protein of 224 amino acids. The transcript has a single exon. Gene Ontology annotation, biological process: chromatin remodeling. The record is from RefSeq and is a predicted model, not a curated record.